Molecule: messenger RNA, 6892 nt
Organism: Gasterosteus aculeatus aculeatus (three-spined stickleback)
Lineage: Eukaryota; Metazoa; Chordata; Actinopteri; Perciformes; Gasterosteidae
Product: glucocorticoid receptor
Biological process (GO): nuclear receptor-mediated glucocorticoid signaling pathway; regulation of DNA-templated transcription
Cellular component (GO): nucleus
Molecular function (GO): steroid binding; zinc ion binding; sequence-specific DNA binding
Source: RefSeq, a predicted model, not a curated record
CGCCCUGCCCUGCCUGAGUUUUCAGUUGAGUACGCCAGGGCAGCGGGGCUCUAUUAUAUAACUUUGAUGUACUCACGGGUUUAAUGGCGCAAGAGCAGAAUAUCGCGGCGCAGAUCCGUGGAAUCAUUGCGGAAUAAUCCUGAUAUUGCAGGACAAAGAAAUGGAUCAGGGUGAACUGAAGCGCACCGGUAAUCGAGACGACAGCCUGACAUUUGGGGAGACGCUGGCCGCAGGUGACACAGCUGGUCCAGCGCUCCAGUCCGCGGCCGACCGGCCAGGCCAAGGGCCUCUGCCCCAGCCGGCGGCGGGCCUAAACGGGAGGUGUGGAAACAAAAACCGAGGGGAGCCCGGAGGCCUCUUUGACUCGCCUCAGCAUCGCGUCCUGUUUGAGGGCUCAGACCCAGAGGAGGGUAAAGUCGUUAGCAUGCAGAAACAGCACCAGGGCAUCGUCCGAUUCAACGCGGAUGGCACCGGGCCGCCGCUGAAACGCGGCAUUUCCGAUCUCGAGCAGACGGCCGCCUCGGUCAUAAGCGCCUCGGUCUCCUCCAUCCUUGGCAACCUCCCCCUGCCGGACCUUUUCCCCCAGCACAUCAAGCAGGAGGCUAAUUUUUCUCCAGAUGAAGACCUGGAAACUUACUGCGGGCACACAGGCCCCGGCUCCGGUGAUUUGGAUGGCAACGGCAGUCGCCAAAUCGAGGAUUUGGAGAUUUGGCAAGACCUGGACCUUCCCAAUACCCUGCCAGAAAUCAGCGAUUUUGAUUUGGAUUCAGAAGUGGCCCACUUGGAUAACAUCCUCCAUGACAGCAGGGGGGCUGGUGGUGGUGGUGGUGGCGGCGGCGGCGGCGGGUCGGUCAGCGGCUUGCUGAAUGAGCCAAAGCCCCUCACGGGCAAAGAAUUGAACUCUACCAACGGCAAUGGCUCGGAUCCGCAUCACCACCCCGUGCACCAUCGGCACCACCUGCUACAGCACCAGCAGCAUCAGCUCCAACUACAGCAGCAGCAGCCCGCCUCACUUCUCUCCAGCGUCAUGAUCAAGGAAGAGAAGGAUCCGGACGACUCCUUCAUCCACAUCCGUACUCCCGGUGUGGUCAAGCAGGAGAAGCAGGACAGCGCUGGCUUCUGCCAGGCGCAGUGUCUCCAGAGCAGCAUGAGCUCCCACCACGGGGGAGGCCCCAUGUCCUCGCCUCUGGGCUUGGGAGUAGGAUCUAGCUACCACUACAGAGCCAGCCCGUCCACCGCUGUAGGCCCGGCGGACCAGGAGCCUUACGCCCUGUACCCAAACCUGCCUCUGGCGGGGGAGAGCUGGGCCCGGGGGAGCAGGUUCGGAGAGACAGCCGGGUUGCAGAGGGGCGAGGACGAAGGGCUCCCGUCUGCUGCAGCCCUGUCAACCUUUUCUGUCGGCUUUUCCAGCUCAUCACCGAGAGCUGGGGAGACGGUCGGUUCUGCAGGGGCGGGCCAAUCAAAGCCCAGUGGGCAGACGCACAAGAUCUGUUUGGUGUGUUCAGACGAGGCCUCGGGAUGCCACUACGGUGUUGUAACCUGCGGCAGCUGCAAGGUGUUCUUCAAGAGGGCCGUGGAAGGAUGGAGAGCACGACAAAACACAGAUGGUCCAAGCAGCGAUGAAUGGGCACCUUCCCCCCUUCUGCACAUCAGAGGUCAGCACAACUACCUGUGUGCAGGGAGGAAUGACUGCAUCAUUGAUAAGAUCCGCAGGAAGAACUGCCCCGCCUGCCGCUUCAGGAAAUGUCUUAAAGCCGGGAUGAACUUGGAAGCGAGGAAAAACAAGAAGCUGACCAAGAUGAAAGUCCCCGUCAUGCCCGUCCCGGUCAUCCCCCGGCCCAUGCCCCAACUCGUGCCCACAAUGCUGUCGGUGCUCAAGGCCAUCGAGCCAGAGGUCAUCUACUCGGGCUAUGACAGCACCCUGCCCGACACCUCCUCGCGGCUCAUGACCACUCUCAACAGGCUGGGGGGGCAGCAGGUCAUCUCAGCGGUGAAGUGGGCCAAGUCGCUGCCAGGUUUCCGCAACCUGCACCUGGACGACCAGAUGACUCUGCUGCAGUGCUCCUGGCUGUUCCUCAUGUCCUUCAGUCUUGGCUGGAGGUCUUAUGAUCAGUGCAACGGCAGCAUGCUCUGCUUCGCCCCGGAUCUUGUCAUCAACAAGGAGCGAAUGAAGCUGCCCUUCAUGACCGACCAGUGCGAGCAGAUGCUUACCAUCUGCAACGAGUUCGUCCGACUGCAGGUGUCCUACGACGAGUAUCUGUGCAUGAAGGUCCUCUUACUGCUGAGCACAGUACCAAAAGACGGCCUGAAAAGCCAGGCGGUGUUUGACGAGAUCAGGAUGACGUACAUCAAGGAGCUUGGAAAAGCCAUCGUCAAGAGAGAGGAGAACGCUAGUCAGAACUGGCAGCGUUUCUACCAGCUAACUAAGCUACUGGACUCCAUGCAGGAGAUGGUCGAGGGUCUUCUGCAGAUCUGUUUCUACACCUUUGUGAAUAAAACCCUCAGUGUGGAAUUCCCGGAGAUGCUGGCGGAGAUCAUCAGCAACCAGAUACCAAAAUUCAAAGACGGGAGCGUCAAGCCUCUGCUGUUUCAUCAGAAGUGACUGCCUUAAACUGUGAAGCAAUGCCUUAAUACCCCGCCCCCGCCCCCAGCUGUUGCCCCCCGAGCCUUUGGCCCGUCCUGCCUCCCUCAUCACUACGAUUCAACUGCUUCGUUUUCCCAGGCCCCCUUUAAGAAUCUGCCACACACACACAGACACACACACACACACACACGGCCGGCCGCAGCCAUUCAGCCUAAUCUGGGAGCACAAUACCUCUUCAUGCCUCCAGAAAGUUGGUACCAGAUUGGGACAAACUAGGGCAGGACAUCCGACCAAGCGACCCGUUGGCCGUCUUUUUUUUUCGGGUAACCAAGAAGAAAUCCCCCCCCGCCCCCCCACGCUAGGUGAAAUAUUUUGGCUCAGAAUGUCUCAUGCGGACGGGAUGUAUUUUGCUGGAUCUAUUUUUUUAAGCCUAUUUCCCCCUCUUGUCCCUCGUCCAGGGUCCGUCCUCAGGUUUCUGAUGCUGUUUAUUUUGGUGGCCACCUGCCUCCAGUGUUUUAUUACUGUUUGCUGAGAGGAUUACACCUAGAAACACCUUCUCCGCCCUCAUCAUGACACCCGAUAUACUGUCCAACUCUCUGGAUUAGUAGCUUACAGAAGCUCCCUCCAAACUCAAGCCUACUGUACCUCUCUGCUCACCCGCCCAGCGCGUCUCCGUCCGCCCCACCCCACCCAUCUCUGCUGCACGGAGAAUGUAGUUGUCUUUAUUGUGGUUUCCAGAAGACGCUUGGCAACGAAGGGGACAACCCGAAAAACAGUGAAAUAUUUAAAAACAUAUUCUGACACGAGGACUGGAGCCAAGAACAAUGAGGACAAACUAUUUUCAGCUGUGAGUCCGUUUUUCAUCUCUGAAAUGACGUGAAUUCGAUCCACACACGUGACCAACGGAAGAAAGAAAAAAAAAAAAAAAAAAACAGCUAGGGGGAAAAUUAUUUUCAUGCAGACACACAUUUCUGACCACACAUGCAAAAGUCACACCUACACAAGCCUACACACACAUUUUUCACAAGUUUUCACAGACAAACCCACUGAAUAUAAUGUUUACACAGGGAUUCUGACAAGGGAAACACAGUGCCUUUUAGCUUUCAAAGCUCCUCAUAGCCAUCCUCUCUAAACCGUGGUUUCUUUUUUUUUUUUUGCAUAUGAAACUAACCUCUAAAAAAUAGUUUCUGUUUUUGUUUUCCUUUCUGGCAACUUUCUUUCCAAGCAGUGGUUUUUAGGGUGUUUUUACAGCAGCUCUCUCGGUUCUAUUCCCCUCUCAUGAAUGUAAGGAAGGCAGCCAAUGGUACCGCUUAAGAAUACCUAACAAAUAUUAACAUCUUCGUGUUUUGGAUCGUGAAAAGUUUGAGAAUCAUAGAAAAAGAGUAAUCAAAUGUCAACGUGGUCCCCAAUACAUUUUGUGUGUCUUUUACCCAAUCAGCAUCCCAGUGUUAAAGUAAGUCAACAAACAUAAUGUUGAACACAAAUCCAAAUACUUAAACGAGGUUGUGACAAGCUGCAACCGCAAUGGUGCUAAAUGGACACCACUGGAAUAAACUAAAUAUGUCUGAUGCUUUCUAAUAAUUAGAGGCAGACCUGAUGGACUUUAACAUUACGAUUAAGAUAUUGCAUGAAUGGCUUAAUUUAAAUCAAAUGUGUGUUUUUCAAUUCAUUCAGGUGCAAUGAAACAAGUGUGGUUUAAAGAACUAGAUUGCCUUUGAACAGAACUUCCAAAGCUUGGGUGUGUGAUAGUAAAUAGCCAUAAAUAUUCAAGCAGGCCAGCUUGAAGUCAGAACCGUCCUCGUGUUGCCGGCUGCAGUCGUACUGAAGUUCUAGUUCAGUUAUUGGUUUUAUACAACGUGGUUUCAUGAAUUGACCUUGCCAGACUGCCCGUUCUCACACAAGAAAUAAUAGUAAAGUCAAAUAUACAUAAAAAAGAUUUAAAGGUGAUGUUGUAAUGAGACUGGCAGGAUUUUUUAAAUACUAAUUUAAAUUCAAUAUACCUUUAUCUCAAUCACUGCCUGCACAAACAGGCAGUGAUUUAUUAUUAAAUUGUUGAGCUAAAUAUGGCUGACAAGGUAAUUAUAUAUACAUGUUUGUUUUGUAUGUGAGGUAUAAAAAUGGACACACCAGUAAUCUAUACAACCUCUGUUCGUCGCACAAGCUGUCACCUCUAAAGUCGAAAUAUUUUUGGAAGAAAUUGCAGUUUUGGUCCAAAUAAUUUGUGAGUCAAAGCUCAGACAAUGAGUGACUACAUCUGGUCGAUGUGCUCCACCAGUGCCAAAUGCGAAAUCAACGUUUUAUAUGUCUUUUCCUGCAGAUGUGAAAGUUGUCAUGGGAUUUUUGUAAUUUUGCUUGAGGGUUCUCAUUUGUGAGUUCAAUGUCACACUUACACCAGCUUAAAAGUACACGUUGUUGUCAUCCGCGUUAAGUGUAGAAGAGGCUUUGCUUUUGGAGGUGUACAAAAUAUUGUAUUUUUGAAAUGGCAAAGUAAGCAGUGACAUCUACUGCUGUCGAACAAAGGUUGGUGGUCAGCUAAUGGAAAACAUGUUUGUACCAGCUCAUGUGUUGACCAAAGUAAAAGGCAUCAACACACACACACACACACACACACGCGCGCACACACACAAUAAUCCUCCGCCGCCCGCUUGGUUCUAUCUAGUGUAACCGCUUUGAUUAUUGACCACACGGAUUCUCAACUGUUUACUCUGAAUGGUACUCCUCCACGGCGCAUACCUCUGAUUGGCAGUUUGGAGACCAGGUAGCAGGUUGCCAUGGAAACUGGUCAUCUGCGCGUCACUCGCAGCUAACGGGCACGGCUGUCCUCCGGCGGACACGAGCCGCCGGUCAAUCAGACUAAUAAGGUUUCAUUAACCAUGUUUGGCUGUGAAAGAACACAGGCUGGAUGCCCUUCGCGUCAAUGUUGAUCCUUUCGGGGAGGAUUCGACUGUCUUGUUUGUUUGGGUGACUUUUGCAUACAGUAUUACAGUUGUUUUCAGGCGGCGGUGCCUCAGAAAACCAGCAUUAACGUUUAGAUGCAACCAUAUCCACGCUCAUCCUAAAGGGCCAUAGGUGUGUAUAUAGCAGCGCCGACAUAUCCAGUGCAAUGUAAACAGUAUCUACUAUUACAAACUAUUUUUACAUGGACGUAACCUAUAUACUUUUUUUCUCUUUUACCUUUCAACGACAUGUAAGGAGACGAGACAGCCAUAGACAUCCACUUCGAAUGAAGAGAGAUAAACCCUUAACAAAUGUCGAUGCUUUUUGGAGAUUGAUUAGAAAAUAAAACUUAUUUUAUUUCUGCGAUUUUAAAUGAAUCCCCUCGAUCCACUUUGAUAUUAAUAAUUUUACCUAAUCCUUUUUGUACAUUGACAGAGGCAAGAAAGUAAAUAUUUUUUUUUUCCUGUUGGUUUGUGUUUGAUGAAGGUAGAUGUGUUGAAUACAUUUAGGAACUGCUAAACUUGUUUGUCUUGUGAAGUACAUGUAAAUUCUACGAGUCAAUGGGAAUGUCAAUAUGAACGCUCACUGUGUUGUAAAGUUAUGAGGAAACGAUGGAGAGGGCGGGACGGAAGAUCGGCGAGACAGAAAGAGGGUUUUUUUUGAGUUAUAGAAGAGUGACCAAAGCAGGGGAGAGGAAAAAAAAAACAUUUUAACAAACGAAAAGAAGUAUUCAAGCAGUUACAUUUUAAGUAGCACUUGUAAUCCAACUCCUAGUACUUCAUCUUUUGUUGAAAGGUAUAUUUUGUAAAUGUCCAGGCUUUGGAUCCCGUGUAUAUUGCUGUGAGGAUUUACCGGUCACUUUAAGAUAGAAAACGUAACAAAAAAAAAAAAGGUUGAAUCUCGCGUAAAAGUAAAUCUACCAGAGCCUGAUGGAAUUGCACUACCCUCAUACUGGUGGAUAAAGUCUAUUUUGUAUAAAAUACAUGCAAAUAUUAUCUUUAAAGAUUAAGGGCAGAUCACAAUUCACUGGUACAUAUGGCUAUGGCUUUCAUUGUUCUGUUUUAUUCGUAUUUCAGUUAUGUAAUCGUAAUCCAAUGUAAAAACAAACAGAGAAUAUAAAAUGUUUGUUUAAAAAAUACAAAAUAGUUUGUUUUACUUCUGUAAUACACCUCUCCUGUAGUCAGUGUCGAUAUCUUCACCUAUUUGAUUAAAUGUUGAAUUAAGUUAUCUGUGUUGUUCUCUGUCAUUGGAUUCGACCUCGUGUUGGUGAUGUUUUUGUCAUCACAGGUUGAAAGUGGAGACUCGGAAGAACUCAUUUCUAUUAAGUUCAAAACAUCUCACACAAUAAAGUGUCCUGCUUUUCAAUGCUCA